Truncatella angustata is the source of this 3141-nucleotide messenger RNA. RefSeq lists its product as uncharacterized. The annotation marks the transcript as partial. The record is from RefSeq and is a predicted model, not a curated record. The transcript has 3 exons. Gene Ontology annotation, molecular function: catalytic activity; protein binding. NCBI's taxonomy places the organism in Eukaryota, Fungi, Ascomycota, Sordariomycetes, Amphisphaeriales, Sporocadaceae. Gene Ontology annotation, biological process: nucleoside metabolic process.
AUGCCAAACCCAGACGCGUACACAAUCGGUUGGAUCUGCGCCGUCGGAACCGAGCUUGUCGCAGCCGCAGCCUUCCUCGACGAGAAGCACGACGACCCGGAACACUUGCCUGUCAACGAUAACAACACAUAUACUCUAGGUCGGAUCGGAAAGCAUAAUGUCGUGAUUGCCGCUUUGCCACACUCGCAAUAUGGGCUUGUCUCUGCCGCGACUGCUGCCAGAGAUUUGGUACGCAGUUUCUCCAACGUAAGGAUCGGCCUCAUGGUCGGUAUCGGUGGUGGUGCACCAAGCUCGAAGCACGAUGUUCGACUAGGCGAUAUUGUUGUCAGUUCCCCCGGUUAUGGUACUGGAGGUGUGUUGCAAUACGAUUAUGGUAAGACGGUACAGAAUGCGAAAUUUGCCAUGACUGGACACUUGAACCAGCCACCACAGUUUAUGUUGACGGCGAUGUCUGUGCUUAAGGCCCAGUACGAGAGCGAUGGUCACACCAUCGGAGAAGAGAUCGAUCGAGUUCUUGCAAAAAAGCCACGGUUGCGAACCAAAUACCGACGACCGGACCCUAGCUCAGACCGCCUCUAUAUAUCUUCCUUCGAACAUGCUGAGGGUGAUGACGCUGACUGUGCGGUUGUAUGUGAAGACACUUCAAAUUUGAUAAACAGAGCUGGGCGAACCGAAGAAGAAGAUAACCCAAUGAUCCAUUUCGGCCUUAUCGCGUCUGCCAACCAAUUAAUGAAGAAUGCGACUAUACGAGACAAGCUGGCGGCUGAGAAGGAUGUGUUAUGUUUUGAGAUGGAGGCCGCUGGGCUGGUGAACCAUUUCCCAUGCCUCGUAAUCCGGGGCAUUUGUGACUAUUCGGACACGCACAAGAACAAGAGGUGGCAAGGGUAUGCGGCAAUGGCAGCUGUAGCUUACGCGAAAGACCUGCUUCACAAGGUGGCGCCGAAUAGGGUAGAGGCUGAGAGGAGGCUGGCUGAAGUUUUUACAGAUGUAGUCAACUUUCAACUUGGAGAUAUUCAAACCAGGACCAAUGAAACGCAUGCCGAAAUCAAAAGUAUUCGAACGGACAAGCAUUUCGACGAUAUACUGAAAUGGCUUACGCCUCCGAAUGUCUCCACCAAUUUCAACAAAGCUAUCAAAGCUCGUCAUAAAGGCUCAGGCCAGCGACUACUAGAGAGUGAGUCAUAUUUGACGUGGAAAAACGGCCAAAACUCUUUUCUUUGGCUUUAUGGCAUUCCCGGGUGCGGCAAAACAAUUCUCGCAUCAACUGUGAUCGAAGAUCUUCAAAACAACCGAAAUCCGUCGCAAACUUUCUACUUCUAUUUUGACUUUACCGAUAGCCGGAAGCAGUCCUUUGAAAACACUCUCCACUCCCUCGUUAGUCAAAUAUAUCAUCGGAACGAAAAUGCUCAAAAGCAUCUAGACUCGCUUUAUUCAUCUUGCCGAAACGGAAAGGAUCAGCCGAGUAUUGACUUUCUGUACAAGAUAUUCACAAGUAUGAUUCGCGAGCUCGGAGAGGCAUGGAUUGUGCUUGAUGCAUUGGACGAGUGCACACUGCGGUCCGAGUUAUUGUCCUGGAUGCGAGAUCUUGCUCAGAAAUCCCAUCCGGAGACAAUUGUGCACCUCCUUGUCACGAGUCGACCGGAACAAGAUAUUAAGGCAGCCAUUGAACGUCACGCCAACAAUGAACAGAUGAUUGCUAUACGAAGCGACUUGUUAGAAGCUGAUAUACAAAACUACGUGAGUGCAAGGGUUAGAGAACAUGAUGGGUUAAGGCGGUGGCAAGGACGACCGUGCAUCCAAGAUAAGAUCGAGGCUAGCCUGGUAGAGAAAGCUAAUGGAAUGUUUCGGUGGGUUUCAUGUCAGCUUGACGCUUUGGAAAAGUGCUUGGAACGUAAAGCUUUACUAAAAGCACUUAACGAUCUACCGAAAACACUCGAUACGACGUAUGAACGGAUCUUGGCAAACAUACCUCCAGAGUAUAGGGAUCAUACAAUACGUAUUUUACAGUUCCUGACAUACUCAGAGAGGCCUUUACGGCUAGACGAAGCAAUUGAUGCCAUUGCCGUCGAUGUCGGGGAGGAUGUGGGGUCUCGUUUCGAUCCACGAGAUAGAUUACCGGUUCCGCAAGAAAUCGCCCAGUACUGUUCAAGUCUAGUUGUUCUCGUAUGUAGAGAGGGCAGAUACGACGAAGAGCGAAUUGUGGAAGAGAUUCAACUCGCGCACUUUUCGGUAAAAGACUAUCUUACUUCUAGCCGUUUAGAAAGAGAGACUGCACAGUACUUAGAGCAGAGACGAGCCCGAGCCUCCAUAGCCGAGGUCUGCCUGUCAUAUCUACUUGAGCUUAAACCGGAAGCAGACGUCAAAAAGCUUUUCCCUUUCUCAUGCUACUCAGCGCAAUAUUGGAUGAACCAUGCUAUAGCUGGGGACAAUAAUCGGCAGGAGGUAUUUGCGCUAACGAUGCAGCUAUUAACAAGUGUUAAUAGAGUCAGAAGCUGGUGCCGACUUCAUGAUCCAGACCGACCAUGGAACAAUAUGCCGAAAAACACUCUAGAGAACAGCAAGAUAGCGCCUGGUCUAUACUACGCCUCACUUGGUGGGCUGUCAAAUUGUGUCAGAUUAAUGGUGGCAGCUAGGGCUGAUAUUAAUGCUCAGGGUGGCCAGUGUGGCAACGCGUUACAGGCUGCUUCGUAUAGAGGACACAAAGAGGUCGUACAUAUAUUAAUAGAGGCUGACGCUAAUGUCAAUGCUCAGGGCGGAUACUUUGGCAACGCGUUACAGGCUGCUUCGUGUAGAGGACACAAAGAUGUUGUACAGAUCCUGCUAGACGCCAACGCUGAUGUUAAUGCUCAGGGUGGCGGGUAUGGCAACGCGUUACAAGCUGCUUCGUAUGGAGGACACAAAGAUAUUUUGCAGAUGCUGCUAGACGCUAACGCUAAUGUCAAUGCUCAAAGCAGCGUGUAUAGCAACGCGUUACAAGCUGCUUCGUAUAGAGGACACGAAGAUGUUGUACGGAUGCUGCUAGACGCCAACGCUGAUGUUAAUGCUCAGGGUGGCCUGUAUAGCAAUGCGCUACAAGCUGCUUUAAAUAGCGGCCGUAUUGAAGUCGUCAAGCUGCUUCUUAAGAAGGGUGCCGAUGUUUCC